UCGAUGCCAGUCGCGCUCCUGCACUUCUACGUUACCGAACUGUUAGUACGCGUUCGCUCUCGCACUUCUACGUGUGUUUAUGUGUAUAUAUACGUGCGUGUAUACACGAUCCUGUCUGCCGAACGCGCCCACGGUGUAAACACUUUCUAUUCUGACCUCGCUCGCUUGAUCGAAACUUGGGCGACGAACAGAGAAGCUAGAAUAGUCGGGAAAAAGUGACACGCACCGUUAAGUGGUAUCCUGUGAGUUUUACCCGUUGUACUGUUACGAGAUCCAAGUAUGAAAAUGACAGUGAACUUCAGUGAUGGAAUGAACAGCCGUAUCGAAUUCGAAGUGAACCACGAUCGAGUGGGAUCUUAGUCUUCUGGUGAGCUCUCACACGCGUUCUACACGCGAAUAAUGUCAGCGAGCAAGGAGUGCUGAGUUACGCGUUGAUUGAAAGUCGCAGAGGAAGAUAUAUAUUUACGUGCGGCCCGGUGUGUUGAAAUCCCCGAGCUCCGUCGGUGCGUACAUACGCACGGCAGACGAAUAUACGUAUUAUUUUCGAAGAGUUUUUCCCGCGCGUUUUUUCUAACAGAGAAAGGCAAGUGCACGAAAGUAUCGCAUAUGUACCGGGCGAAUUUUCGUGCGGCGUGCGCCGUCUUGUACGGAGUCAAAUUUCUGAUACUCGACGUCGUGGUGUCUAGCAUUUCGAGGAUCAGCGUAGCCUCGUAAAGGGUGCAACAGAACACUUGCGUUAGGUUAGGUCGGAGAGUCGAGAUCGAACUGUAGUUCCCCUAGUGAGGACGUUAAAAGGAUACGCGUUUGGUAGAGGCUUAAAGCGCAAUCGAGGAUACAGUAGGCGGUUAUGAUGGGUGUAUUGAGGUGGAGGCACGAUCUCAGAUCGGAUGCCGGCCAACAGCAGCAACAACGGCCCAACACCGAACGAUCUUCGGCAGGACACAGCAAUCAUGCGCACGCGCAUACACACACACUGCCGAAACUUAUAUCACAGACCCCGAGGGAGGACAGGGCAGCAUCGAGUCCUGGUAAUCAGAAUAAUCACACACCCACACCGUCCCCGUCACCGGUCGGCGAUGCACCCGUUGGCAGGGCUCUUAUGGAGGCUGCGCUUCAGCAAGCCACUUCCGGAUCUCAGCCACCUCUGGUGGUGAUACCGCCUGGAUACUGGGUCGACGGUACCGAUCAUCGACACGCCCUGGACUCAGCUGGCAGGGCGUUACUUCCGGCGCAGCCUGCAUGGCAACCCAGGAUAGACCAAGAUGAUACGGCCAAAUGCUAUAGGCGAUUCUUCGUCGGAAGGGAGCACGUGAACCUGGUGGGACGGGACGGAGAGAACGGGCCGGUCCUCGUCUCGGUGAAGGCCGAGACGGUUGCUGGACAGGAACACUGGAGGGUCUUGCUGCGAUUGCGGGCUGGUUCCACUCACGAAUUGGUACCCGCCGCGAACCUCGGCCCGAAUCCGUCACCCGCGAAGAUGGUCAAGGCGAUCAACGAAUCCCUGAACGUAAGCACUCUGAUGCCCGUCGUCUGUUCCGGCGCCGGUACACUGAUAGCACGGUACGACGAACACGCUCUGGUGUCGAGGUUUAAAUUCGGUGUUCUUCACCAACGUGCCGGCCAGGUCACAGAAGAACAACUUUUUGGGAAUAGGCAGAUCACGCCUGCUUUCCAAGAAUUUCUCGACCUGCUGGGUCAGAAAAUUGAUCUGAAAGAUCACAAAGGAUAUCGCGGAGGUUUGGAUACUCGACACGGACAGACAGGAGAUUCCGCGGUGUACGAGGUAUUUCGAGGUCGAGAAGUGCUGUUCCAUGUCGCUUCUCUUUUACCAUACAGUCCAGGAGACUCGCAGCAAUUGCAGCGUAAAAGACACAUCGGCAAUGACAUCGUCGCGAUAAUAUUCCAAGAGGAGCCAACCCCUUUCAGUCCAGAUAUGAUCGCUAGCCACUUCUUACAUGCAUUCAUCGUGGUACAAGUCGUCGACCCCUGCACUCCUAAUACGAGGUACAAGGUCAGUAUAACGGCACGAAAUGAUGUUCCCUGGUUUGGUCCAGCUUUGCCAACGCCAGCUGUAUUUUUGCGUGGAGUCGAAUUCAAGGAAUUCCUUUUGACGAAAUUAGUGAACGCUGAGAAUGCGGCUUACAAAGCUGAAAAGUUUUCGAAACUUGAGCUGAGAACGAGAUCAGCUCUAUUAGAGUCUCUGACAGAAGAGUUACAAGCGAAGACAGCAGAAUUUCUUGGUGGAGCAAUUGGCUUAGGAGGUACCGGUUUAGGAUUCGGAGGAAAUUGCCCAGUAAGUCCAACAGCCAGCGACGCUUCGGGAUCUGGUAGUGGUGGAAGUGGCUCUAGAUUUAUCGAUACCGUUCGAAAAGCGCUGAUAUCGCGCGUUAGGAACGCCUCAACCGAGAGUGUACCACAGCAGUUAUCAAAAAAGGGCCAGUCUGAGCCCAGUCCACCUAGCAAUCGACAAUCGACUACAAAAAUUAGCAGUAAACGUUCAGUAGAGCCUUCGAGUCCCUUGGGUUCUCCGGAUUUAACCCUUAGAAGAGAUUCAGAACGUGGAAGCCCUAGCUUAGGAAGUCAGGACAGUAGUUUAUCUAACACAGACAAUCAAGAUAGUAGUUUGGCCACCUUACAGCAAGACGAGGUUGAUCGUAGAGAAUCCACCACCUCGAUUUGUGGCAGCAACGAUACCACAGUGGUGGAUAAAACUUCUGUAUCGUCCGUUCAAAGACUGACUCACGAAAAUUUACGGAAACAAGAGAGGUCGGACAAAACAGAAACAACCCAGCGGGUUAUUUCAGAAAGCGAUGACAGCUCAUUAAACAGCGAGCUAGAGCUAGACCAAGCUGUAUACCCAGACAGCGAUACAGGCCUUGAAUCGAUGAGUUCAGCCGAAACUCAUGAUACCACAAGGUGUACCACUAAGGAUGGCGUUUUAGAAAAUGAAAAUUUGAGAAUGGAAGUCACCAGGCUUAAAUGCGACAAAUUAGAUUUACUGAGGCAAAACGUGACUUGCCAACGUGAUAUAAAACGACUUCGAGAAAAGGAGCUUCAGUUACAAUCGGACCUUGCAGCCGCUUCAAAGGAAAUUCUUCGAUUGCGAGCAAUGUUGAAAGAAUGCCCCACGAGUAUUCCAUUGGAUAACAAUAAUCAACAGACAUCUACCGUUUAAAAAUCUUUUUGAGAUACAUUUGUCUUCAUCGGCGGAUAACUUCCCGUUGCAAUUAUUAGAUUUUAAUAAUUAGUUGAACGCAGUAGUUGAAAACUCUAUACGUCGUACUUUUUCGGAACCUCUUCUUUUAAAGAAAUUUUUCCGAGGUAGUUUGCAAAGAGUUUAAAACUUGUAAUUGAAAUGCUUUAUGUUAUGUUUUAACACUGUGGUUGAACUUCUUUAGGCAGAAAUUGAUACAAACGUUGUAUAUUACAAGAGAAAGGGUCAGUGAAGGAUAUUUAGAAAAAAUGUUUUUGCGAUAUAAAUAUAGCGAUGCGUCUUUCGAGAUAUUUGCAACGUAGACGCCAAUUGUUACUUGUAGAAAUAUUUGUUUGACCUUUAACAAUAUUAUUUAUCUAUUAAUUUAUUAGUAGGUGUAAGUUAAUGUCUAAUAGUCAAUAUAGUUACAAAUAAAUGAUCACACAAACA
Molecule: messenger RNA, 3643 nt
Organism: Eufriesea mexicana
Lineage: Eukaryota; Metazoa; Arthropoda; Insecta; Hymenoptera; Apidae
Product: Rap GTPase activating protein 1
Exons: 8
Coding region: 848-3175 (775 amino acids)
Biological process (GO): regulation of small GTPase mediated signal transduction
Cellular component (GO): cytoplasm
Molecular function (GO): GTPase activator activity
Source: RefSeq, a predicted model, not a curated record